This is a messenger RNA of Gongylonema pulchrum, 429 nucleotides long. Lineage: Eukaryota; Metazoa; Nematoda; Chromadorea; Rhabditida; Gongylonematidae. The record is from the annotation of a GenBank genome assembly.
GAUAAGCUGUUGCAUCCGAUUGCAUGCGCCUAUUGUCUGGACGAGAAUGCUGGCACGGAUUUGACGCCGCUCAACGAGACUUAUGGCACCGAAUCGGGUGCAAUGCACAUCUGCGGGCAUGUAUUUCGGUGCGGCGAGCCAACCUAUUCGUGCAAGGAAUGCGCAUGCGAUCCGACAUGUGUACUGUGCUAUCAAUGUUUCCUGAAUUCAACGCAUAAAGCGCACAAAUAUCGAAUGACAACAUCUGGUGGCAGUGGCUACUGCGAUUGCGGUGAUGUGGAAGCCUGGAAACAGGAUCCGGCGUGCGAUUUACACAAGGUGCAGCAAGACGAGCAGCAGACUUCUAAAAAAUGUGAAAUAAAACAAGACGUUUCGUUCCAUUACAUCAGCACCAAUACGCUGAAUCUUAUCAGUUCAGUUGUGGUUUAA